Cylicostephanus goldi is the source of this 966-nucleotide messenger RNA. The record is from the annotation of a GenBank genome assembly. NCBI's taxonomy places the organism in Eukaryota, Metazoa, Nematoda, Chromadorea, Rhabditida, Strongylidae.
AUGCCUCCUCCACCUGGUGAACACUAUUCUUUAGAUGAAUUUGUGAAGCUAGACAAAAUCGGCGAAGGCACCUAUGGAGUUGUCUACAAAGGCAAACAUAAGAAAACCAACAAACUUGUGGCCAUGAAGAAGAUACGUCUGGAAGGCGAGGAUGAGGGAGUCCCAUCAACCGCCAUCAGAGAGAUAUCUCUUUUGAGAGAGCUCAAACAUCCGAAUGUUGUGGGACUAGAAGAUGUUAUUAUGCAGGAAAAUCGACUCUAUCUCAUAUUUGAGUUUCUGUCUAUGGAUCUCAAAAGAUAUUUGGAUCAGCUUCCCACUGAUAAACGUCUACCGCCUGCUGAAUGUAAAAGUUACAUGUUCCAGAUCUGUCAAGCUAUUUGCUUCGCUCACCAGCGUCGUGUAAUCCAUCGUGAUUUAAAACCGCAGAAUCUUUUGGUAGAUGGAAAAGGAGCAAUAAAGCUGGCUGAUUUUGGACUGGCAAGGGCGAUAGGAAUUCCAGUCAGGGUCGUGACCCUCUGGUAUCGUGCCCCAGAGAUCCUGCUUGGAACGCAACGCUACUCCAUGGGUGUAGAUAUGUGGUCGAUCGGCUGCAUCUUUGCGGAGAUGGCUACCAAGAAGCCGCUGUUCCAGGGUGACUCAGAAAUCGACGAACUGUUCCGCCUUUUCAGGAUUUUGGGAACACCAACUGAAGCAGAAUGGCCGGGAGUUAGUCAACUGCCUGAUUAUAAACCAACUUUCCCUAAAUGGAGAGGUAAUUCGUUGACUGAAAAAGUGGCCAACUUUAUGGAUCCCGAUGCGAUCGAUCUACUUCAGGCUAUGCUUAUUUACGACCCGUCCAAGAGAAUUUCUUCAAAAAGAGCACUACAUCAUCGAUACUUUGAUGAUGUGAGUUACUGUUUUACCUCACUGGUGGAUACAUCAAAGGUUCCUGCUGGUAAUUAUCGUGGUGAGCUGGAGCUGAACUAA